Myripristis murdjan (pinecone soldierfish) is the source of this 7257-nucleotide messenger RNA. RefSeq names its product zinc finger and BTB domain containing 5 (gene zbtb5). Lineage: Eukaryota; Metazoa; Chordata; Actinopteri; Holocentriformes; Holocentridae. Gene Ontology annotation, biological process: regulation of transcription by RNA polymerase II. The transcript is spliced from 4 exons. Gene Ontology annotation, molecular function: RNA polymerase II cis-regulatory region sequence-specific DNA binding; protein binding; DNA-binding transcription factor activity, RNA polymerase II-specific. The record is from RefSeq and is a predicted model, not a curated record. The coding region runs from base 576 to 2816 and encodes 746 amino acids.
AGGUCAUGGAUGCGAAGAAUAGCGUCACCUUGUGAGUCUGGCUGUAAAACACAGUCUGGGAGAGGAAAUUCUUAGGGAAUAUUAUACAUACAUAUUCAUACCUGAGCGGUGGGGAUUGUUAGCUAGUAGGCUCCCUCGUACAGUUUUUGGUGAACAUCUGUUUUAAACACAACUUAGCGUGUAAACAGAUGUGUGUGUGUGUGUGCUGAAGCUGCUCCAGCCCGUGGAUGUAACGGCAGCUCCAGCCAGACAACCGUCGCGGACGCACAGCCACGGCAGUGCCCCCGCCCCUGCCCUGACCAUGCACCCUACAUACACCGGAUAGAGGAUAACGGUGGGACACGGAAAAGAUUUGGAUAAACUUUUGGGGUUUUAUCGGAAGAAAGUAGCCUUGCGAUACACAAACAUUAAUCCUGGUGGCCGCAUGUGAGUGCUGCUUGAAAGCGACAACUCAGCGAGCUAACGGGCUAGCCUGCUAAUCGCUAGCCAGCUAGCUUUGUUAGUUGGUGGUCGGGGGCCCUGUUGUACUUCGCCUUACACUUUUACCUUCACCUGUUCCGGACAAUUCAAGGAACAUGGAUUUCCCAGGUCACUUUGAGCAGAUCUUUCAGCAGCUGAAUUACCAGCGUGUCCAUGGCCAGCUGUGCGACUGUGUUAUAGUCGUGGGCAGCCGUCACUUCAAGGCCCACCGCUCAGUGCUGGCAGCCUGCAGCACCCACUUCAGAGCCCUGUUCACUGUUGCAGAGGGAGAUGCUAGCAUGAACAUGAUCCAGCUGGACAGUGAGGUGGUGACAGCUGAGGCUUUUGCCGCCCUGGUGGACAUGAUGUACACCUCAACACUGAUGCUGGGAGAGAGCAAUGUAAUGGACAUCCUCCUUGCAGCCUCACACCUGCACCUCAACAAUGUAGUCAAAGCCUGCAAACACUAUUUGACCACCCGCACCCUGCCCAUGUCCCCAUCAUCUGACAGACCCACCCAUCGCCACCCUCAACAGGACCAGCCGAGACACAGGCAGCAGCAACAGCAGCAACAAGUAGCAGAUUUAGCAGUGAAUCCUAAUCUAGCAGCUAAUGCCAAUCUUGCAGCUAAUGCUGCUACAUCCAGGUUGCAGCGCUCCUUCCUUCUGCAGCAGCUGGGGCUGAGUUUGGUGAGCUCUGCCCUAGGGGGGAUGGAGGAAGAUGGGGUGGGCAACGUAGUUGGCAAUGGAGUAGUUGAACAGAGAGCUUCCUUUCCAAUCAGACGCUUCCACAAGCGUAAGCCCUCUCAUGCCCUGGCCAUAUCAGAUGACAGACCUCGGCAGAGGGCGCGUCCCUCUGCCCCUCCUCGGGGUUUGCUGGGAGAGGAAGGGGUUAAUGUUGAGCGGGAGGAAGGAGCACUGCUCUCUCCGGAUUCCCAUAAAAUGGGAGAUGAAUCGAAAUUGGAUGCUGCAAUUGCGGGCCUAGUGGGGGUGUCCCCAGAUGAUCCUCAAAUGCCUAGCCAGUCAGACAGUGGUCACUGUGAAGGAGAGGACUCAGGGAGGAUGCAGGGAGGAGUGGGGAAGGAGGAGUACAUGGAAGACGGGGAUCACCAGGACAAUAGAGUUGGGACUAAGAUUAAGUCUGGGACGGAGGAAGAGGAAGAGGUGGAAGCACAGGAACAGAAGGUGGUGGUAAAACGAGAACCACUGAGCUCCCCUGAGCCAACAGAUGAAACCAGUGAUGUAACAUCACAGGCAGAAGGCAGCGACACAGCUGCGCCCGGAGGCCAGGAGGAGGAGGAGAAGGUGGAGCUGAGCCCAGAGAGCAGCGACCGCAGCUUUACCUCUGACCCCCAGUCCAGUUCUGACCCUCUGCUUAAGCCCAGCUCCCAGCUCCUCCUCAAGACCAGUAUGGGUGGAGGCGCUGGGGCUGAAGGAGGUGGAGGAGGUUUUGGGUGUAGCAAUGGAUUGAAUGGCAAAUCUGGUUUCAGCAUUUCCAGUUUUCUCAGCCCUAAGGGUUUCAGGGGUGGCGAGGCAGGCUUGGUUGCUGGGGACGAUGACCUCCCCAACACAACAACUGGUGAUGCAGCCACACAUCACUUCCUGCUUGGACAGGAAGCUGCUGGGACAUCUGCCUCUGCUUCUAGCUCUCUCCUGCAAUCCAGUUCACUGAACUGUGAGAAUCAUAGCAGUUUUGGAGACAGCCUCCAGGCUGAUUCUCUUUUCCUUCGACCCCUGCAUGACGGGUUGGGAAGCCCCAGAGGAAGUGGAGGAAGUGGUGGAGGAGGAGGGGUAGACCCCUUUGGUUUGGACUACCAGCGCUCCAGUCUGGGGCUGCACUCCCUGGCACGAGCCACAAGAGGGGCUGGAGGAGCCGCUGCUGCUUCUCUGGGCUACCCAGGCUACCGUCGCAUAGCUCCCAAAAUGGCCAAUGGCAUGGGAGGAGAAGGAGAUGUGGGUGCUGUGCUCCAGGAUGCUGCCUCCUCCUCCUCAAGUCUAGGAGGGCCCCUGCUUCUCAAUGAGAGCGGUGGUUAUGAGAUGAACAGCGGCAGGCCCACUUCCCUUCCCCCUCAGCUGACACGAGCCUCUGCCGAUGUGCUGUCCAAGUGUAAGAAGGCUCUGUCAGAGCACAAUGUCUUAGUUGUGGAGGGAGCCCGAAAAUAUGCCUGCAAAAUCUGUUGCAAAACCUUCCUCACCCUGACUGAUUGCAAGAAGCACAUUCGGGUCCACACAGGAGAGAAACCCUAUGCUUGUCUCAAGUGUGGAAAGCGCUUCAGUCAGUCCUCCCAUCUAUACAAGCAUUCCAAGACAACCUGUCUACGCUGGCAGAACAGCAACACGCCCAAUGCCCUGCUAUAGAACUGAGACAGCUGCAUCAAAACACCAUCUAUUCCCCCGCUCCUUAGAGCAAAUCAUGGUAUGGAACUAAUCAGGCAAGCUCUCAGUCACAGUGGUGCCUCCCCUGCCUGUUCAUGUGGCCUGUCAUUUGUUUUGUUACCCACUCCCCUCUCCCGACACACACACGCACACACAUACAAGGAAUUAUCCAGCAGCUGUCAUUACCAGCUGUGAUGUAUACAGUAUAUGGAAGCCCCGCUUCCCCAGCAAGUUUGCCAUCAUUACUCUUCUGCUGCCUCUGGACCUCGCAUCUUGGAAACUUCUGGGCUCUUCUUUUGGAUGCGGUAAACCCCAGUUGUAUGUAUCCUUGAUUCAGAUAUGGAUUCCAGAUAUAUUGCUUCUAAAAAGGAAGUAUUAAUCCAGAAACUGUUAAGCAUCUAAACUUGUGUAAGAACUGGUGGUAGUUUUGUGCGUUCUUGAUGUUUCUGUGUACUGUAGAAAGAGAGAGGGUCAAGCUCUAUCCUGUGUGCUUGUUGCUACCUCCAUUCCCUUAAGAAAGGGUGGAAAGCCGAAGAUGUUAAUGAGGAGGAGUUAGACCAUUCCUCUUCUCGUACUAAAUCAGUUCAAAUCCAUGUGAGAUGUUUGACAUCUGAAGUUGCCUUUGCGUACAAGCACCUUUUUAAUCACCAGUGGUUUUGUUUAGGUUACAGAAGGGGAGAGCUAAUUUGUCCCGGCUGGCUUUCUUUACUUGUAGUAUCAGUGACUCAGAGCUCUUGCAUGCAAAAAUAAGGUUUGCACUGACAGGGCAUUGGGUCUGUAAGUGACUUAGCUGACGAGUCACUGCUGUGGCCCAUCGUGGAUGGUGUAAGAGACUCAGAUUGUGUUUAUGUAAUAGUCUGCAGCUGCAAAGAUUUAAACAGACAAAUCAGGUUUUUGCUCCUGAAAAGUUUUAACAUGUUAACAUAGCUAGCUUGCAAGCGUAAACUAGGUAGCACUGAGUGAAAACAUACAGAAAAAAAACUCUUGUCGACAUAUUAAUUAUCUAAUGUUUAUUCCGGCUGUUGACCACUGGGAAGUUUUGAAUGACUGUAACCAACUUCUUAACCAUUUUGCAAUUGCCUGUUGGAACUAUUUAUAAUACAAUGAAGGCACAUCAGUCGAGCAACAAACAAGCAUGAAAAUCUGAGCAUCUGUUCCCCCGUCCCAAUUCGGCCCUUAAACGCUGACGCCCAGGAAAUAUACUGUGCGGCUGUAAACUACAAAAAGAACAUUCCAGUGCUGCAUCCUUUACACAGACAUGUUGAGAAACAUGUCUUUUCUUAGUAGUAUGGUAUAUUUAUAUCAGAGUCCUAUGGAUGGAACUGGAUUAAAAAACAACAUAAAAGUUAAAUUAAAGAAAUAAUGAGAAUCAGCCACACAUAAUUUAAAUAAAUGGCGAAAUUGUAAAAUGUGUUGUUUGAGUGUUUACUCAGAUUUUCAAUGUCAGCUGUGAACUUUACAUGUUUUCAGGGGGAAAACAUUAAUUGUUUGUCCCGUGGUUUAACCAUGUUUCCCCAUUUGAUCAUUUCAUAUUUGUGAAACAGUCCAAUGAAAUUUGUACAGUUCCAAAUUGUUCAGAUAAAAAGUGGCACAUUCAUUAAUUAAGGUACUUAAUUUAAAGCCGUAUUUGUAGGAAGUUGGCUUCUCCUUUGCCACGCUCUCCGCUGUGGGUAAUUUUGGUAUCCAAGUGCCUGCUGGGGGCAGCUCUUGCUUACCAGCACUUUUAAUUCCUUCAGUUUCAGUGGAACGCAGGUGGCUUUAACAGCCACUACCGCUCGCUUCAGUUGGCUCACUUGGUAAUGGGACCUGGUUGAACUUAGUGGUGGUGAGUGAGCAAAUCUAUGAUUGGUACCUAGGUUUAGUGUUGAGGGGUGGAAUUGGAACAAGGGUUAUCAAGUGUCCUGCAGUAAGCAAACCCAAACAAAAGUAGUACUUUGUCCAUUUCUGAUUUAAGUUUGAACUUGCAAUAGAACAGUAUAAAGUGAAUAUAUACUCCUGUAAAAGCUCGUGAAGUUGCUCUCAAAUGCUGACAUGGUUUGAUGUCUGUUGCUGGUAACACUGAACAGUUGCAUCAGCAAAGCUAGACAUUUACAUCACCCUAAUUUCUUAAUCAGUUUAAGUUUAUGUAUCAUGUUCAUGUUUUCAUCUAGUCAGCGAUAUAGUUAUCCCCUCACAGCUAAAUGAACUUCAGCUCGACUUGGCUCCCAGCCAGGCACAAAGGACUAAGGGUUGCAGAUUGCAGGAGGCCCCCUAGUUGCUCCUGAUUGGCUCUUUACAGUCAACAACCGCCAAAUGUCCAGCCAUGGCCAACUUUCUUAGCUGACAAGCUUGUUGACCGUCCAAACACCAGCUGAGUGUCUCUGGUCGCUCAGCUGUGUGGUGAAUGAAUGAACUCCUCGUGAGCUGUUGAGUGUGUUGCUGGUAAUCUGAAUGCAUGGUAAGAUUAAAAAUGUGCCGACAAAGGCAUCGUUAAGAGAAGGUCUUCGAAUAGGUGGCUUUGAGCUGAUGUGACUUCUGUUUGUUUUCAUUUGCACUUUGUGUGUCUAUGCGCGCAAGAUUGUGUUUGUGUUUGAAAAGGGCAGUGAUGUUGAGUCCAGCAUUUUGUACUGAGAGGCAGAGUCAACCGAACUUAGCUGGUUGCAGACUUUUUUUUUUUUUUUUUUUUUUUUUGGUGUACAGCACUUGUUGAACAGUGCUUUCAAAGUGUAAAUAUGACACAUUUGUGAUGUCUGUCAUUUUCACUUGGAACAGAAAUAUAAAAAACAACACAUAAUGAACUAAAUGUUGUGUAAAAGUUUGCUACUCUACUUGGUAUCAGUGCUUUCUACAUAUCUCUUAUAUGUCAAAUGUUUCAUCCAUAACAAAACAAAGGCACUUAGAGACAAAUCUUUGUUUUUUAGGAUAGUCCAAAAAUGUUUACUGGAAUGUUGAACUAUGUGAAAAUAUUGCUGUUUUUCAAUUAUCCAACUCUACAUCUCUGAUGUCUAUUACAAUAGGUGUCCAAGCCAAAGCGAGUUUGUUGCAUUGUGGUCUUCUAACUAGGUGAUUUUUUUAUUUAUGUCAUUGAAGGAAAACCCAAAAGGAAAGACUUCUAAAGAAUGGAAAUCUAACUGGAAGUGUGGGAGUGUUUGUUCUGUUUAUUUGUUUGUUCAUUUGAUUUACAAUUUGUGCUUGUUUCUGAAUGCAGGAUGGUAACACUCCCCUCAGCCCCAUUUUAACUCUCAUAGAAACCAAACAAUAUAUAAUUUAAUAAGAAAUUAUAUAUAUAAGAAAUUCCCCAUAGAGCAAAACACCACCAUGUGGGGAAGGAAUCUUAAUUUGCCUUUUAUAAGAAUAAGCAUAAUUAAAGUCAUCAAACAAUCAUCAAUCUCAGUUUUAGAGUCCUGAUUUCCAACUGGUUGGAAACAAGAGAGGCUCCAUGGGUAGAAAGUUGGGUAAUUGAGAUCAGCAUUCAUGCAGUGCUGUAGACUUCUGCUUUAGUGAAGUGGAGGAAAAAAUGAAGAAGAAAGAAAACACCUUAAUUACACGUUUGCCUUUUUGUAUACUUUAUUUCGUGUCAUAUUGUGUCACCUGCACUGUCACUGAGAAUUACAAGGUCCUUGCUUCCAUUCCUAGUUGGCACCUUAUUGUACAGUCGUUACACUGUUAGUCUGUACAAAACGAUCUGACAGUUUUAUUUGAGGCAAGUAAAUGGAUAAUUCUGCCUUUUUAUUUUGCUAGAAAAAUAACUGCCUUGCAGGAUGUUCUUACUGUAAACAUAAGCUAGUAUACUGUUUCUUUGAGUAAGUCUUGAAUAUACAGAACCAAUAGUAUUUCAGUCACACUGAGGAUAUUUUCUAGCUUGUCUUGAGUGUUUAAAACAACCACUGAUGGUUAAAUCUUGAAUCUGACUUCUGUUCCUUAGUGUUCAUAUUCAAGAGAAAGGAGGCUGUGAUAGACCCAAUAGCAUAAAUAUUGUUAUUAUUAUUAUUUUUUUGUUUGUUUUAAAGACAUGGAGGGGAGGGGAUAUACAGAACCAAUGAGAGAUUAAGUCAUCCAAAAUGGCUUCCAUGUCUCACACAGUGGCCUGAACAGAUCUGUUAUGGUGCUGUCUUCUGAAACUGUUGCAUGGACAGUUUACAGUAUGUGAAUCUAUGAAAAAUGCACUGAAAUAUUGUUAAUUUAUUACCCCUGUAUAAAUAUGCCAAAACUAAAAUGUGUACAAGGCCUAAAUUGACCAUCAAAUUCACUGCCUUAUGUGCUCUAGCUUGAAAAGCUGAGCUUUUAUUGAUAUGCCAAAAUUGAAGGAUUUUGUUCUUUCUGUAUACCUAACAUAGUGUAACCAUGAGAGAACUAAAUGUUUGUCUCUUUACUGUUGAAGGUUAUGAAGGAUGUACAGUAUUUUCAGUUGUUGUAUAGACUGAAUUAAAAAAAUGAAAUUUUA